CAGCUCAGCUCAAAAAGAGUGAGGGGAAGAGAGAACAAAAGGAAUAAAACAAGCUUGUUCUCUCUCUCAUCUACCCGCCUUGCUCGAUCCAUCUUCCAAAAUAAAAACAAUUCCAAUUCAAAAAAACAAUGGCAUUUCAGGGAACAAACCAGAAGUGCAUGGCCUGCGAGAAGACCGUGUAUCUCGUUGAUCGCCUCGCCGCAGACAACAGAGUCUACCACAAAUCAUGCUUCAGAUGCUACCACUGCAAGGGCACCCUCAAGCUCAGCAACUUCAACUCCUUCGAGGGGGUUCUCUACUGCCGCCCGCACUUUGAUCAGCUGUUCAAGCGAACCGGCAGCCUGGACAAGAGCUUCGAAGGGAUCCCCAAAGUGGCGCGGCCGGAGAAGGGUGCGGGUCCCGUGGACGCGGGGGAGAGGCUUGGGAGGGUGCCGUCGGGGCACUUUGUAGGGACGACGGAUAAAUGCGUCACCUGCACCCUCACGGUUUACCCGACGGAGAAGAUCAGCGUGAACGGCACGGCGUACCAUAAGGCCUGCUUCAAGUGCAGCCACGCGGGGUGCACCAUCAGCCCGUCUAACUAUAUUGCCUACGAGGGGAGGCUCUACUGCAAGCAUCACCAUAUUCAACUCUUCAAGGAGAAGGGCAAUUAUAGCCAGCUCGACAGUGAAGGUAGCGGGAAUUUUAGUGCCAGUGAUACUGAGAGCGCCGCCGCCGCUUCCGUCCUACCUGAAGAAAUCGCGGCCGCCGAGUGAUCCCCGGAUCGGAGCGAGCUUUUUGCCCAUAUAAUGCAUGCGCGCAGAUGAUAUGAUGUUUAAUUUGUAUGAUGAGCUGAUCGAGGUUUCAUUAUUUGGCUUUUGUCUUUCUUGUUUUUUUUAUUUUUUUUUUCUUUUUCCUACAUAAUAAUACACAUUAUUUUUGCUAGCUUGUGCAUCAUU
Molecule: messenger RNA, 938 nt
Organism: Ipomoea nil (Japanese morning glory)
Lineage: Eukaryota; Viridiplantae; Streptophyta; Magnoliopsida; Solanales; Convolvulaceae
Product: LIM domain-containing protein WLIM1-like
Exons: 1
Coding region: 129-755 (208 amino acids)
Biological process (GO): actin filament bundle assembly
Cellular component (GO): plasma membrane; actin cytoskeleton
Molecular function (GO): actin filament binding
Source: RefSeq, a predicted model, not a curated record